Messenger RNA from Numida meleagris (helmeted guineafowl), 3587 nucleotides. It is a transcript of the gene IKZF4, whose product is annotated as IKAROS family zinc finger 4. Gene Ontology annotation, molecular function: DNA-binding transcription factor activity; RNA polymerase II cis-regulatory region sequence-specific DNA binding. Bases 1509 to 3587 code for a protein of 692 amino acids. Gene Ontology annotation, biological process: regulation of transcription by RNA polymerase II. The transcript has 7 exons. The record is from RefSeq and is a predicted model, not a curated record. NCBI's taxonomy places the organism in Eukaryota, Metazoa, Chordata, Aves, Galliformes, Numididae.
CAGCCCCCGGGGGAUGGGGAUGGGGAUGGGGAUAGGGAGGCAGCGCUUCACACCGACACCGGGACGGGACGCGCCGCGGAGCGCAGCUUCCCGCAGCCUCCAGGAUGCUUCCAUCGGAACCGUGACUGCGUGGAGCCGGGACGUGGGACAGCCGCCGUCAGAAGCGCUCCUCCGUGCUGAGAGAUCCACGCCUGUCCUCUGUGCAGCCCCCCGAACCCCCCUCCCCCCCCAAGGACUGCGUCGGCCCUCACUUGUGAGCCGUGCUGGAGCGGAGGACCUUCCCCCGUUGGCUGCGGGGGUUCUGGGGCAGCGCUGUGCUUCCAUCCCGCGGCCUUGGCGCUGGUUCUGACACUGCUGGAGCCGGCCCUCGCUGCUUCGAGUUCAGACUUCAUCCCUGGACCUCGGGAGCGCGUUCCAGAUGGGCGCUGCAGUGUCCUCCAUCCGUGGGCCUGCGGGCGAACUUAUGUCAAUGGACGAGCUCCGCGUCCCGGCGGCGUCGGGAGGGGGAGCUGCUCCCGUGGGCAAAGCUUCGGGGCACGGCGGGUCCUGGGCUGCCACCCCCCCGCCCCUCAAGGUUUGGGCUCCUGCCCCACGGAGCACCCAGCAUCAGCUGCCCCGUGGCUGUUUGUGCGGCUCUGUCCGAUGGAACGACGCGUUUUGAAACGGGGAAACGACGGGAGCUGUUUGAUGAUGGAUAAAACGCAACGCGGCGCUUCCCCGGCUCCUGGCUGCGGGGCUGCCCGGCAUGGGCACCGGAGAUGGGCUUCAGCUCCGUGCCAGCCACACAGCCCUUCUCUUCUACGGCUCGGUGCGCUCCUAUCCGCAGCAAAGGUGGAAAAAAAACGCUCAUGUUGGAAAACGGAGCGAAUGGAAACAAUGCUUUGGGAAGAGAAACGGCGGGGACGGCCGCGGCGCUUCGUUCCGCCCUCGCCUUGUGUGAAGGCAGCGAGUUCAUCCCCUAGGGGGGGGACUCGGGGGGGCUGUGAGCUGUGGGGGUGGCUGUGCAGGGCCGAGCUGGGGGGUGCGCGCCGACCCCGCUGUCCUCAGGAGCCCCCGUGUGCUCAGCGCAGAGGACGUCCGGGCGGUUCUGUGCUCAGCCGGGGCUUUGCUUAAACUGGGCUGCCGGGGGGGGGGGGAUUUGUUUCCCCGAGCUCGGCCUCUGGGGGGGCAGCCCUUCAUUCAGCGCCGAGCGCUGCUCCAGUUUCAGCGCAGCGUCGCUGAGGUCCCUGCCUGGUGGCACGAAGCGCGUCCCCGCUGCGCGCGUGGUGGGGCCGGGGGGGCCACCCAUGGGGUUGGGGGUCUCGGCCCCGUUGCUCGCAGCUCAGAGGAGCUCAGGGCUGUGUGCCCACCACUGCUGGGCUGGGGCUGCGCUCCAGAGAGAGGACUUUCCCCGUACCCAGCCGUCGUGCUGCACGCGGGAGAUCGCUCAGCGCGCGUGUAACGCAGCAGAGCAACGUUCCGGGCUCCCGUCUUCCCCCGUCCGUGUCCCUUUGCGGUGAUCUCCACAAAUGGUCUCGUUUUUUGGUUGUGGGACUGACAGACAGGAGCCGUCUGAGUGUGUAACGUGUCUAUUAUCCCGGCGGGGCGCUGGCAGCCGAUGCCUGGUGGGUUUCCCUCUGAUUUCGGCGUGGUGCUGGUGGGCCGUCGGGCGCUGUGGUGAUGCUGUGUUGGCAUUCGGUCCCGUUGCCCCAAACCUGACUCUUCCCAUCGGUGGAACAAAACCAGACAUCCCCGCUUUGUGCUUCCCGUGGCUGAAGCUCCGGUGCUCUGUGUCCGUCUGUCCCUGGAGUGGGCGAUGGCUCCGUGCCCGCGCUGUGCCUCCCCCCCCCCAGGGCCGGGUUUGGGUCCCCCUGGGGCUGAUGGAGACGUGGGGCUGCGCUGCAGGAGCUCAGGGCGAGCAGGGCUCUGCCCCAGAUGUGGCUUUUUUAGGGGGGGGAAGGUGGCUGAGGAGCUCCUGCGGGCGAACUCUGACUCCGCUCCGCUCUCUCUUUCAGCAACGCACCUUAAGGAUGGAUAUAGAAGACUGUAAUGGACGAUCCUACAUAUCUGGCAGCGGGGAUUCCUCUCUGGAGAAAGAGUUCAGCUCGGCCAUCGUGGGAGCCGUGGUGAGCACGCCCAACAGCCAGCACUCCUCCCCCAGCCGCUCCCUCAGCGCCAGCUCCAUCAAGGUGGAGAUGUACAGCGAUGAGGAAAGCAGCCGGCUGCUGGCUCAGGAGGACCGCAUGCUGGAGAAAGACGACAGCGUCAUCGUGGAGGAUUCGCUCUCGGAACCGCUGGGUUAUUGCGACGGGCCGGGCCAGGAGCCUCACUCCCCCGGCGGCAUCCGCUUGCCCAACGGGAAGCUCAAGUGCGACGUCUGCGGCAUGGUGUGCAUCGGCCCCAACGUGCUGAUGGUGCACAAGNUGUGUUUUGCAGGAGAGAGGCCGUUCCAUUGCAACCAGUGCGGGGCUUCCUUCACCCAGAAGGGAAACCUCCUGCGUCACAUCAAGCUGCACUCCGGAGAGAAGCCCUUCAAAUGUCCCUUCUGCAAUUACGCCUGCCGCAGGAGGGACGCGCUCACCGGGCACCUGAGGACGCACUCUGUCUCCUCCCCCACGGUCGGCAAACCCUACAAGUGCAACUACUGCGGCCGCAGCUACAAGCAGCAGAGCACGCUGGAGGAGCACAAGGAGCGCUGCCACAGCUACCUGCAGAGUCUGAACACUGAGCCGCAGGCGCUGACCGGCCAGCAAGGUGACGAGAUGCGGGACCUGGAGAUCGUGCCGGACUCGCUGCUGCACCCCUCCGCCGACCGGCCGACGUUCAUCGACCGCCUGGCCAACAGCCUCACCAAGAGGAAGCGCUCCACGCCUCAGAAAUUCGUGGGGGAGAAGCAGAUGCGGUUUGCGCUCUCCGACCUCCCCUUCGAGGUGAACGCCGGCUUCGAGAAGGACGUGGAGAUGGUGUCGGCCCACCACCCCCUGGACCCCUCGUACGGCAGCUCCCUGGCGCUGAUGGGGGGCGAACACCUGCGCCCGCUCCGCCUGCCCCCCACAAACUGCAUCUCGGAGGUGACCCCCGUCAUCAGCUCCGUCUACACCCAGCUGCAGCCGCUGCCGGGAGGCCGCCUGGAGCUGCCGGGAGGCCGCGACGCCGUCGAGGGCCACGAGGACGCGGCGGACGGGGCCCAGGCUCUGUACCGCGGGCGGGAGCCGGGCGCGUCGCCCACCAACGGUUGCCACGACUCCACGGACACGGAGAGCAUCCACGAGGAACGGACGGCGCAGCCGCCGCCGGGUAACGGCCCCGGCAGCCGCCAGAGCCCAGCGUACGCCAAAGAGGACCCGAAAACGACGGAAGGAGCGACGCGUUCCACUCCGAGCUCCGGGCGGGACGCGUUGCGCGUGGUGACCGAGGACGGCGAACCGGUGCGCGCCUUCCGCUGCGAGCACUGCCGCAUCCUCUUCCUGGACCACGUCAUGUUCACCAUCCACAUGGGCUGCCACGGCUUCAGAGACCCUUUCGAGUGCAACAUCUGCGGCCACCACAGCCAGGACCGGUACGAGUUCUCCUCGCACAUCGUGAGGGGCGAGCACAAGGUCGGCUGA